Messenger RNA from Penicillium argentinense, 660 nucleotides. Its product is annotated as Peptidase S12 Pab87-related C-terminal. The record is from RefSeq and is a predicted model, not a curated record. The transcript has 4 exons. Bases 1 to 660 code for a protein of 219 amino acids. Lineage: Eukaryota; Fungi; Ascomycota; Eurotiomycetes; Eurotiales; Aspergillaceae.
AUGUAUGUGUCGAAUGCCCUUGAGCAACGGACUGGUGAGUCAUUGGGAUCAUUUAUGAAGAAACGCAACUGGAACCUCUUAUGGCUGUUCGAUGAGAAAGGAGGCUUCUACUACCACCUCCAAAAGGCCAUGAAUUGGAUGCCGAAUAAAGAUGCAGGCGCCAUGGUUAGCACUGUCCUGGACUACACGCACUGGCUGCGGGCCAUGAUUGAAACGGAUGGCCCUUUAAAGGCCCACGACUCUUUGACCAAGCACACCUUCCAUUUCGAGACCAGCGACAUCAACCCACCGACACCAUACCACGCCUAUGCACUAGGAUGGUUUAUGGACAACUAUCGUGGUCUGAAUCUCUACUGGUACACUGAUGGCUGGCCCGGGUUUGGCAGCUAUGUCGGUUUUAUCCCGGAGAAGUUCGGCUUCGCGUUCAUGGGAACUCGGACACAGCAUGACACGCUUCACUUAGACUCCUGGAUCACACUCAAGUUGGUUGAGGGCCAGGUGACAGCCGAGGUGUCUCAGGGUACACUGCCCAGCCAGAUAUCUUUCAAUCACGCAAAUGUGGAAUUCUACGUCAAUCCAUCGGGGACGGUCACGAAGAUUGGCAUGGAUCUUGAGCUUGCCAUGAAAGGAGAGAAGAUCUGGUUUGAACGGGGUGAAUGA